UUUAACAUAAUCGGACAAUCGCAACAUGGCAGAUCGGCCGGCCUGGCUCAGAAAGAAAAUUGGGGGAAUUUUGCUCGAUAUUUCUGGCGUCCUUUAUAAUGCUAAUGAGGGAGGUGGUGAAGCUAUUCCUGGAUCUGCUGAAGCAGUUAAGAAGCUGAAAGCAGCUGGUUACAAGGUGCAGUUUUGCACAAAUGAGGAUACUUGCACAAGAGAGCAGCUUGUCCUCAAACUUGGACAAUUUGGAUUCAACCUGUCAGCCAAUGAAUUACUUGCACCAUCUCCUGUUGCAAGAAAGAUUCUUCAGGAUCGUAAACUACGCCCGUUACUUCUGAUUCAUCCCAAAGGACUCGCAGAAUAUGAGGGAGUGGAUUGCACCAAUCCCACCUGUGUUGUUGUUGGCGGAGCUGAAGAUCAAUUUACCUAUGCACGCAUGAAUGAGGCCUUUAGACUACUUUUAACUUCAGAUAAUCCAGUUCUUUUUGCUUUAGGACAUGGUCGCUAUUACAGAAGUGGUGCAAAUCUAGUCCUUGAUGCAGGUCCAUAUGUAAAGGCCUUAGAGUUUGCUUGUGAUGUAAAAGCUGAGGUUAUUGGUAAACCUUCAGCUACUUUUUUCCUAACUGCUUUGGACAAAAUUCAAGUAUUACCUGAAGAUGCAGUUAUGAUUGGAGAUGACAUUGUAUCAGAUGUGGGUGGGGCCCAGGCAUGUGGGAUCAGAGGAGUACAAGUUAGGACUGGAAAAUACAGACCUGGAGAUGAAAACCACCCUGCUGUAAAACCUGAUGGAUAUGUGGACAAUCUGGCACAAGCUGUGGAGCUCAUCCUCAAAUACAAUUGAGCAGAAUAUUACACUGAAUGAAUGAAUUGGUGUGUAAUGACAAAGGAUAGUCUAGUUUCAUCAAAAGAGAAUGUUGAUAUAGGAAAAGAGAGAAAAGAGUUCAAAUCAGUCAGGAUUGGCUUUGUACAUCAAUAUGUUCACCAUCUCAUUGGUUUGGUAACAAAUCAGGGUGCCUAGAUGUCAUGUGAAAAUGAUCUAUUGGGCAACAGUAAUGGGUUUUCAACUAAUGCUUGAAAAAGAAAAUAACUUUAAAAAAAUAUAGGAUAUUUACAUUAAAAAUAUUAAGUAGAGUAACUAUGUAAUGUUAGAAAAGAUGAAACAUUUAUUUCUCUCUAAAAUUAUGUUACAGCACUUGACAAGAAGAACAUAAUUUUGUUUGGUAUAAGUAAUAAAAGGUUUGCAAAGUUAGUUGUUCUCUCUCUCUACUACCUUAGAGCAUAUUUCAGGCCAAAAGGAGAUUUAAAUCACGACCAGUUUUUUCUAUUGAAAUAUUAGAUGUAGUUAAAUGCAAUUUAACGGAGUUAACAACAAAGAGCAUUAGCAUUCUCUAGUAGUCAGUGGUUUUUUGCAUAUAUGCAUGCAUGAGAGUUCCAUGUGCUCUUCAUUUGAGGCAUUCUUGCAUGUGCUUUGAGUGUGAACUUGCAGCAUUGUGAGGAGUGCCAGCUCAUCAUCCAGGCAGUUUUCCCCACCCCUUCCCUCCCUCUUUCCACUGUUUAUUCAGUGUGAUGGGUGCCUGUCUCCCUUUCCUGUGUGGGGACUCAUGGCUGGGUUGCCAGGAUUUGCCAGCCAUGGGAGAAGUCUCCAUAUAGGAGCUGGCUACCAACAGUGGAAGCUCCUGGAUGUUUCAGGCACCCAACCUCCACUUAGUGAUGCAGUUGUUAAACAAAGGAAUUCAAGUUCUAACCAAAUGAGGUUUCCCUUGUUUUCCAGUUCUUCAGCACAAUCAAUUUAUGACAGAGUAAUGUGUACAUUGCUUUUCCUCUAAGAACUAAAGACAUGGUCACUUACUCUAAAUCUGAUGUAAAUUGGACUAAGAGAAAACAGAUCUUGAAUUUCUGCUGAUGUUUUUUUCUUUUUUUUUU
This is a messenger RNA of Pocillopora verrucosa, 1917 nucleotides long. Its product is annotated as phospholysine phosphohistidine inorganic pyrophosphate phosphatase. The record is from RefSeq and is a predicted model, not a curated record. Gene Ontology annotation, molecular function: phosphatase activity; inorganic diphosphate phosphatase activity. Lineage: Eukaryota; Metazoa; Cnidaria; Anthozoa; Scleractinia; Pocilloporidae. Gene Ontology annotation, biological process: dephosphorylation. Gene Ontology annotation, cellular component: cytosol.